AUAAACAAACGCGAAAUAAUGGAAUUUCGUGUAUUGGAAUUAUUUAGCGGCAUUGGCGGCAUGCAUUAUGCUUUUAAAUAUGCGCAACUGCCCGGCGAAGUGGUUGCCGCCUUGGAUGUAAAUACUGUGGCUAAUGCAGUUUAUGCACAUAAUUACGGUAGUACAAACGUGAAGACCAGGAAUAUCCAGAGCUUAAGUGAGAAGGAGGUGACCAAACUGGGUGCCAAUAUGCUGCUUAUGUCGCCACCAUGUCAACCGCAUACGCGCCAAGGCCUGCAGCGAGACGUGGAUGACAAGCGCUCCUGUGCUCUGUCCCACCUCUGCUCUCUGAUACCGCAAUGCGAAACGCUGGAAUAUGUGCUAAUGGAGAAUGUCAAGGGAUUUGAAGGGUCUCAGGCGCGUAAACAAUUUAUUGAAGCUUUAGAAAAAGCUGGCUACCACUGGCGUGAGUUUAUUCUAACUCCCACACAGUUUAAUGUGCCCAAUACUCGUCAUCGGUACUAUUGCAUUGCGCGCAAAAGCAAAGAUUUCGAUGUUGAAGCGGGAAAAAUCUGGGAGCAUAUGCCAGGCGCAAAUGCUGAUCCGACUCAGCAGUCUACGUGCAAAAUAUCCACAAUUGUAGAGCCUAAUGUGCCUGCUGGAACACUUGUGCCGGAUGACGUGCUUACCAAGCGGGUUCUUGUCAUGGACAUCAUUCACCCAACCCAAAGCAGGUCUAUGUGCUUUACAAAAGGAUAUACCCACUACACAGAAGGUACCGGUUCGGCGUUUACUCCACUUUCUGAAGCGGAGUCCCAUAGCAUAUUCGAGGCAGUUAAAGAAAUUGACAUGGAUCCUAACAGCGCAAACUGUGAAGCAACACAACACCGGCGUCUUGAACUUUUAAGAGAAGUAAGAUUACGCUAUUUUACGCCCAGAGAAGUGGCGCGGCUUAUGAGUUUUCCCGAAGAUUUUGAAUUUCCCGCCGAAACAACUAAUCGUCAAAGGUAUCGACUACUGGGCAAUAGUAUUAAUGUUUGCGUUGUGGGUGAACUGCUCAAGUUGCUGACGUCAUUAUAAAUACAUCUUGUGCAUUAUUUAAUUU
Molecule: messenger RNA, 1084 nt
Organism: Drosophila novamexicana
Lineage: Eukaryota; Metazoa; Arthropoda; Insecta; Diptera; Drosophilidae
Gene: Mt2
Product: tRNA (cytosine(38)-C(5))-methyltransferase
Exons: 2
Coding region: 19-1059 (346 amino acids)
Molecular function (GO): methyltransferase activity
Source: RefSeq, a predicted model, not a curated record